Messenger RNA from Syngnathoides biaculeatus (alligator pipefish), 1046 nucleotides. It is a transcript of the gene eif1ad, whose product is annotated as eukaryotic translation initiation factor 1A domain containing. Gene Ontology annotation, biological process: translational initiation. Gene Ontology annotation, cellular component: nucleus. The coding region runs from base 167 to 673 and encodes 168 amino acids. Lineage: Eukaryota; Metazoa; Chordata; Actinopteri; Syngnathiformes; Syngnathidae. The record is from RefSeq and is a predicted model, not a curated record. The transcript is spliced from 6 exons. Gene Ontology annotation, molecular function: RNA binding; translation initiation factor activity.
CCGUCAUUAAAUGAAUCAAGAAGAAGAAAAAGCAGAAGAAGAAGAAGAAUGUCUCGAGCGCGUUCCGGAAGUCAACUACUUUUGGGUUCUGACAAGACUCGGGGACACAUUUGCUUCUGAGAAGACCCUCAUAAUUUCAAGCUGGCUCAGAAAGUAAACAUUAAUAAUGUCCCAGGCCACUAAACGCAAGCACGUCGUCAAGGAGAUUCUUGGAGACUUUGUCGUGCCAACAGAGAAGCAGCAGAUUGUGAAGGUGACUGGUAGUCGUGGUAACAACCUCCAUGAAACUGUCACAGCGCAGGGGGAGAUGUUCCUGGUGAGCAUGCCCACAAAGUUCCGCAAGAAUAUUUGGAUCAAGAGAGGUGACUAUGUGAUCGUGGAUCCAAUUGAGGAGGGAGAGAAGGUGAAGGCAGAAAUCUGCUCCAUUCUUUACAAAGAUCACAUUGUGUACCUGCAGAAACGUGAUCUCUGGCCUGAAAGCUUCGUGAUUGACAACAAGACAAACCAACAGCCAGAUCAAGAAAACAACACUGAGGAGAAAGGCCAAGAGGAGGACAGUGCUGGUGAGGCCGAAGACAACGAGGAUGAUUUGUUUGUGAACACCAACCGCUGCACCUACCAGUACAGUGAGAGUGAAGAUGAAGAGGACAGCGACAUCCAGGACACAGAGUGAUAGCAGGAGCACUGAGGCUGCUGACUCAUUUUGUGACAAUUCUCAGGCUUUAUAUUUCUUUUUUCCGCUUAUCCUACAGCCACAUGGACGCUGGCUGGCCUCAUUCUUGUUUGGUUUUCUUGUUCAGUGCAGGGGCACCCACAUUUUAAUCUCCACAAAAAAUUUUUUUCAUUUUUUUUUUUACUGAUCACAUCAUGUGCUUAUCUGCACAAACAUUUCCGCACUGUUUUAUUUUGUGCUCAUAGACUUUAACCUGAACCAUAAAUUGGAUGAACUUUGUUGUCAUUUUAUAAAGGAACUAUGUAAGUUACAAAUUCCCACGUUUCAGGUCCUUAAGUAAACAUAAUUAAAUUGAAAUGGCCACCCAAAAUCA